UUUAAAUCCAUACUUUGAACUGCGAGUCAAAUAUUACAAAGGUAAAAAAAUCAAGCUUUUACAAAGCAUUAAAGACAUAAAAAAAAUCUACCUGUCUUUCAUCAUCAUUACCAUCCUGACAUCGUCCUUGAGGAACUUUCUCUUUGCAGUCCACAUUGUCCCUGCAGUCAACAUUCAGGAGCCGCGAAGACCAACCAACCCCUUCCAAGUCAGCAUCCACUUGACCCAGAAGACCAGCUGCUUCACCCAGCAGCCCCCUAUCAGCAUGACCUCGCCCAUGGUUGUGAAACAUGGCUCGACCCACAAGACCUGCGCGUUACUCAGCAUCUCGGAUAACGUGCUUCAGCCUGCCCCUCCUGGUCUGGCGCCCCCAGAUGGCCAAGCGUCUCCAUCGCCAGCCGCCCAGAUAACCGCUGAGUCCCCCGCACAGCCGCCUUUGUUCCACACAAAGAGCUUGAACGACGUGGAGAUCUGCGACAGUUUCCUGCUGGGGAAGUGCCCCGAGGGGACGUCGUGUCCAAAGCAUCAUACGGCCUUGCCAUUCCACUGGCAGCUGUGGUGCCUCAAGACGCUGACCUGGGUGGAUGUGCAAUCGUCUGACCAAGUUCUCCUGGAGCGUAAAUACUGCAAAGUGGACCGGGACACUGUCUGCCUCCAUGACGGGAAAGGGCUCCACAAAGUGCAUUUCGACACCAUGAAGAUAUCCUGCUCGUCCACGUACAGCAGCGUCAGACGCCUGAGCAACUCGGAGAGUCACCCGUACUUCCCCGCCAAGUGGCGCAUCUACUGGAGGGACAUCUUACAUUGGAAGGAGUACACCCAGGACCAGUCUGACUUUCUCCUUAGGAAGAUUAACCAGAAGGAACCACACUGUUCUUUAAUCAUCGAUGCCAAGAAGUACAAGGUGGACUUAACCAACAUGACCCAAAUCAAUGUCAAGACCGGCUACCAGAGGGAUGUCCGCUGCGUAGCAGUUUACCGCUCGCCUGAGUCUAUGCACCCUUACUUGAAGACAGAGCCUGCCCAGCCUUUCCUUCAGCCCAACUUUAGUGUGGACCCUCUGGAGGACUUCACCUCCUGGUACCCUCCAGUGUGGUCUUUAGACUCAAAGCAGGACAUGAACCUGGUGAAUGUUCCGGCCUGUUCAAGGGCCUUCAAGACUGUCCAGAAAGUCUUCAAUGAGGGUCUGCAUGAGAGCAAGGUGGACAUUAUGAGGGGCCGUUAGGGACAUUAUUGUUAUGUACCGAGCAAAGGGAAGGAGGCGACACCAAGGCAGAACUGCGGUUUACUAGGUUUAUUGAAAACCUUGAUGAGUGCGUGGGGUGUGUAUGCUACCACAAGUGAAUGAGUGCAGACGAUGUGUAGAAUUAACAAUGUAAGUUUUACCAGGGGUUGUUGUCGGUGCGUGUUGUGUGAAUCUUUCGUCGAAUCCAAGGGGCUAGGCGAAGAGGUAGUCAGCAGGGAGGCAAGCAGUCUGGGGGGCUGGAGAGAGGCAACAAUGUCCAAGUCCAAGCAGAGGUCAAGGGUCAAGGAUCAAGGGAGGCAAGCAGAGAUCCAGGUGGAGGUUGUGAGGCAGGACACAAUCACAGGCAGCAGGGAAGACACUGUGGAAGACACAAGGGACAUCAAACACGGGAACGAGGAAGAGCACAAAGAAGGCGAACAAGGAAUGAGGGAGUGGUGCCAGACGUGAUGCUUACUGUGAAAGAUAGGCUACGUUCUGGCGAAGGUCUCUUGGGUUCGCUGGCUUUUAAGCUGCUCCCUCUCAUCAGGCACAGGUGUGUUGAUGCGCAAUUGCUUGCAGCCUUGUCGCUGGGUGGGCGUGCUGUGCCCAGUGUGAGCAGGGGCGUGUCUAAGUGUGCUGCCAGCAGAGGUCCCGGCAGCCCCAGCUGCCGAGGGAAAGCGGGUUCGAAUCCGGGCCGUGACAAUUAUUCAGAAUUACCUCUUACAUACACUACUGAAAUGCUCUCACAUAAACAACUGAAAUCUUUUUCUUUUAUACACACUACUGAAACACUCUUAUAAACACUACUGAAAUGCUCUUACAUACACUACUGCAGGGGUCACCAACCUUUUUGAAACCAAGGGCUACUUCUUGGGUACUGAUUAAUGCGAAGGGCUACCAGUUAGAUACACACUCAAAUAAAUUGCCAGAAGUAGCCAAUUUGCUCAAUUUACCUUUAACUCUGUUAUUAUUAAUAAUUAAUGAUAUUUAUCUUUGUGGAAACACUGAUCAUCUUAAUGAUUUCUCACAAUAAAUAUAUAUAGAAACAGAUAAAUAUCAAUAUGCAACACUUUAUUUUUAUAUUUUCUCUAAGUGCACAUUUUUCAAAUUGAACAUUUUCAAAUGAUCACUUCUAAGACAGUCUUGUGAAAUCACAAUAUCCCAUUUUAACUAGCUAGCCACUAACAUUUUUUAACAAAUCAUGAAUUACUUUGCACCAUGUUUGUACAAAUAAUAACUCACGUAAAAUACAAAAGUAAACUCUCAAAUUUUUAAAUCAUGUCACACUUUGAACUGGACACCAAAUCUGUUAUCUGUUUCUUUGUCAGUUAGUGGGAAGCCUGCCAUUGCAUGCUGUUAACUAGUGUGUUGUACUCUGGUGUGUAACUUGACACUGCAACUCUGAGUGAGUCUUGCAGAUGUGCAUUAGUGAGGCGUGUUCUGUGUUUGUUCUUGAUGAAGUUCAUGUCAGAAAAGGCUGAUUCACAAAGAUAAGAUUUUUCCUCAUUGUUUGCGGAACCUUCUUAAUCUUUUGGACAUAUUUUCACAGCAAUCUGGCCUUAAGCUUAAUUAUGAUAAAUGUAAAAUGUUAAGGAUCGGAAAUCUAAAGGGAACGUCCUUUCGAAUGGAAUGCAAAGUGCCUGUUUUGUGGACAGAUGGACCAGUUAACAUACUUGGUGUUGUUGUCCCAGAAAAUCUGGAAGAUCUAGGCUCAGUAAAUUAUGAUAAUCGACUAAGAAAGCUGGACAAAAUUAUGCAAUUAUGGAAAGGGAAAUCCCUAACCUUGUAUGGUAAAAUGUCUAUUGCCAACUCGUUAAUUAUUCCUCAAUUUAUUUGUUUGUUUUUGUCAUUACCAGCUCCAUCACAAAACUUUUUUAAGAUUUAUGAGCGGAGGGUCUUCGAUUUUGUCUGGAACGGCAAACCAGAAAAGAUUAAAAGAAAGGUUUUGUACAAAGAGUAUGAAUAUGGGGGCCUGCAACUUCUCAACCUUGAAGCUAUGUGUCUGUCUUUAAAAGCAUGAAUUGUUCCAAAGAUGUAUUUAAACAUUGAGUGGUACACAAAUGUCCUGUUGGACAAAAAACAUGUACUGUAUCAAAAGAAAUUGUAUCUUUUUUUACAAGUGAUCCCCUCCCAGAGAGUCUGCUGGGAAACAUGGCGGGGUUCAUAAAGGAAACAAUCCACUCAUAGUGGUGUUUUCAAUUUUAUGUGCCAGAAAAAAGAGACGAUAUUUUGCAGCAGUUAAUAUGGAUGAACUCUAAUAUUGUAAUAGAUGGAAAGCCUUUCUUUUGGAAAAAUAUGUUUGAAAGAGGAAUCAUUUUUGUCAAUGAUAUUAUCAAUGAGAAUGGUAAAAUUAUGAAGUAUGAUGAAUUUAGAGCUAUGUAUGGUGAUGCUUGCUCAAGCUUUUCAUUUGAUCAACUAACUGGAGUAAUUGGGAAAAGAUGGAAACAAAUAAUUAAUUAUGGAACUACUAAAUUAUUAGUUUGUAAACCUCUAAUAAGAAAUUCUAGUUGGCAAAAAGGAACUAAAAUGAAUAGAAAAAUAUAUGAUUUUUAUUUAAUAAAGAAAUCUUUGAAGGCUGCCUCAUACAACACAAAUGGAAAAUGGGAGGACUUUUUUGACUGCCCGUUGCCAUGGGAUGCCAUAUUCAAACUAAUCUAUAAAACCACUAUCGAUGUGCAAAAUCGUUAUUUUCAAAUUAAAAUUAUUUAUAACUUCCUACCCACAGGGAAAAUGUUAAAAUUAUGGAAUAUGACAGAGUCAGAUGAUUGCCGAUUUUGUUGUCAGGAGCCUGAAUCCACCCUGCAUUUGUUUUGGUAUUGUCAUAAUGUGUCUUUGUUUUGGGUGGAAGUUGAAAAAAUGUGUUUAAGGAUUGGUUUGUUUAUGAAGCUUAAUGUGGUUUCUGUUAUUUUAGGAGAGUUCAUUGACAAUCAUGAUUUAGUCAAUUUAAUUAUAGUACUCGGUAAAAUGUUUAUUUUUAAGGCCAAAAACAGAUAUUCACUUAGUAUUACUUUCUUUAAAGGCCUACUGAAAUGAAUUUUUUUUAUUUAAACGGGGAUAGCAGAUCUAUUCUAUGUGUCAUACUUGAUCAUUUCGCGAUAUUGCCAUAUUUUUGCUGAAAGGAUUUAGUAUAGAACAACGACGAUAAAGAUCGCAACUUUUGGUAUCUGAUAAAAAAAAGGCUUGCCCCUACCGGAAGUAGCGUGACAUAGUCAAUUGAACAUAUACGCUAAGUUCCCUAUUGUUUACAAUGAUGGCCGCAUGAAGUGAGAGAGAUUCGGACCGAGAAAGCGACAAUUUCCCCAUUAAUUUGAGCGAGGAUGAAAGAUUUGUGGAUGAGUAAAGUGCAAGUGAAGGACUAGUGGGGAGUUGAAGCUAUUCAGAUAGGGAAGAUGCUGUGAGAGCCGGGGGUGACCUGAUAUUCAGCUGGGAAUGACUACAACAGUAAAUAAACACAAGACAUAUAUAUACUCUAUUAGCCACAACACAACCAGGCUUAUAUUUAAUAUGCCACAAAUUAAUCCUGCAUAAAAACACCUACGUGUUUGUUAUGCUAGCUCCUAGCUCCUCUGCUAGCUCCUAGCUCCAUAGAACGCGCCAAUACAAUUCAAACACCUGAUCAACACACACAAUCACUCAGCCCAAAGGACCGUUCACCUAACCCAAUGUUCAUAAAGCUUAUAUAUUUUUAAAAAGUUACAUACGUGACGCGCACAUACGGUCAAGCUAUCAAAUGUUUAGCAGCCAAGGCUGCAUACUCACGGUACCUGGUAUUCAGCUGGGAAUGACUAAAACAGUAAAUAAACACAAGACAUAUAUUUACUCUAUUAGCCACAACAGAACCAGGCUUAUAUUUAAUAUGACACAAAUUAAUCCUGCAUAAAAACACCUACGUCUUUGUUAUGCUAACUCCUAGCUCCUAUGCUAGCUCCUAGCUCCAUAGAACACGCCAAUACAAUUCAAACACCUGAUCAACACACACAAUCACUCAGCCCAAAAGACCGUUCACCUAACCCAAGGUUCAUAAAGCUUAUAUAUUUUAAAAAAGUUACGUACAUACGCAAAAAAAAAGUUGCGCACAUACGGUCAAGCGAUCAAAUGUUUAGAAGCCAAAGCUGCAUACUCAUGGUAGCACGUCUGCGUCUUUGUCAUCCAAAUCAAAGUAAUCCUGGUAAGAGUCUGUGUUGUCCCAGUUCUCUACAGGCGUCUGUGUAUCGAAGUCAAAAGUCCUCCUGGUUAGAGUCUCUGUUAUCCGAGUUCUUCCAUCUUGACUGCAUCUUUCGGGAAUGUAAACAAAGACGCGCCGGCUGUGUACUGUUGUUGCUGACUUCCUUCGAAAAAUACGUCCGUUUCGCACCGACAACUUUCUUCUUUGCUUGCUCAGCUUCUUUCUCCAUAAUGCAAUGAACAUAAUUGCAACAGAUUCACGAACACAGAUGUCCAGAAUACUGUGGAAUUGUGAAAUGAAAACAGAGCUUUUUCGUAUUGGCUUCAAUGUGGAAGGCAUACCCGUGUUCCCCGGGCUACGUCACGCGCAUACGUCAUCCUCAGAGGCGUUUCGAACCGGAAGUUUAGCGGCAAAUUUAAAAUGUCACUUUAUAAGUUAACCCGGCCGUAUUGGCAUGUGUUAUAAUGUUAAGAUUUCAUCAUUGAUAUAUAAACUAUCAGACUGCGUGGUCGGUAGUAGUGGGUUUCAGUAGGCCUUUAAAACAUUUAUUCAGUAUUUUCUAACUUUAGAAAGUUACAUGGUUGAAAACGAUAAUGAUGCCAAAAAACAUUAUUAAAAAGAUGAGAAGUCCUCAAAGGCUUAUUUUGAAAGUAUAAUUAUGUUUAUAGAUUAUAUGAUAUCUGUUGUUGUGUUCCCUAAUUUGAGUGACCUGGACAUAAUCUGGACUGUACAUAAAUGCUUAUUUUGAAAAUGUAAUUUUGUUUAUAAAUUAUAUGCAAUCUGUUGUGUUCCCUAAUUUUUUUCUGUGUACAUGAAUGAAGGUGUGUGUUGCUGAGUCCGACUUGGACAUUAUCUGGACUGGGCCUGGUUUAAAAAAACCUUUAAAACAAAUCUAAUUUCAUUGACAACCUGGUCUGUUGAAGAUAAGGCCCUUUUUUAAAAAAUAAAAUAAAAUAAGAUGAAUAAAUAAACAUUUUCUUGGAUAAAAAAGAAAGUAAAAUAAUAUAAAAAUAAUUACAUAAAAAAUAGUAAUUAAAGAAAAUGUUAGUGGACCAGCAGCCUAUACAAUCAUGUGUGCUUCAGGGACUGUGUCCCUUGCAGAUGUGUUGUCUAUGUUGUGGGAACCAGAAUAUUGGUAGCAGAAAGAAACAACCCCUUUUGUGUGAGUGGGUGUGGAUGAGUGUGCAUAGGGGAGGUUGUUUGGGUUGAU
Entelurus aequoreus (snake pipefish) is the source of this 6600-nucleotide messenger RNA. RefSeq names its product protein mono-ADP-ribosyltransferase TIPARP-like. NCBI's taxonomy places the organism in Eukaryota, Metazoa, Chordata, Actinopteri, Syngnathiformes, Syngnathidae. The transcript is spliced from 5 exons. Gene Ontology annotation, molecular function: metal ion binding. The coding region runs from base 266 to 1225 and encodes 319 amino acids. The record is from RefSeq and is a predicted model, not a curated record.